This is a messenger RNA of Pectinophora gossypiella (pink bollworm), 4835 nucleotides long. RefSeq names its product GATOR complex protein Iml1 (gene Iml1). Bases 105 to 4607 code for a protein of 1500 amino acids. The transcript has 26 exons. The record is from RefSeq and is a predicted model, not a curated record. Gene Ontology annotation, biological process: cellular response to amino acid starvation; positive regulation of autophagy; negative regulation of TORC1 signaling. Gene Ontology annotation, molecular function: GTPase activator activity. NCBI's taxonomy places the organism in Eukaryota, Metazoa, Arthropoda, Insecta, Lepidoptera, Gelechiidae. Gene Ontology annotation, cellular component: GATOR1 complex; lysosomal membrane.
UAAAGUCGGAUUGCUGUUUCGUGGUGUUUACGAUUAUUAAAUAUUAUAAAAAUAAUAUAAAAUGAUCUUCUUAUUUAUUUUAUAAGUAGUAAAAACUGUUGAAAAUGAAGUCGUUCAAACUCAUCGUGCACCAGGCUAAUUUUAAACCUGUGGAUUUAAUUAUCAACUUGAAAGAUUAUCCGGGCCUAAAAGAGAAAGAUAUAGUGGAAAUCUAUCACCCUGAAAAUGAUUAUCCAAGGUUACUCCUCCAAGUUACAUCGGUGGAUGCACCAGGUCGAACAAAAGAUACAAUAAGUGUGGAACAAAGCAUUGCCACAACAUUCCAAUUAAGGACCUUUGCUGAUGUUUAUGUGAAUAUAGUAAAUGUGGCAGAUGUCUCUUUGGAUUCUGUUGAACUUACUUUCAAAGACCAGUACAUGGGUCGAUCCGAGAUGUGGAGGUUGAAAAAUCAUUUGGUAAGCACAUGCGUGUACCUAAACAAGAAAAUUGAAUAUUGUGGUGGAGCAAUAAGAUGCCAAGUGUACGAAAUGUGGUCACAAGGAGACCGAGUGGCCUGUGGAGUCAUCACCGAAGAUACCAAGAUUGUCUUUCGGUCUUCAACAUCCAUGGUCUACUUGUUCAUACAAAUGUCUUCGGAAAUGUGGGAUUUUGACAUCCAUGGGGAUCUGUACUUUGAGAAGGCUGUGAACGGUUUCCUCGCAGAUCUCUUUGCUAAGUGGAAGAAACAUGGUAGCAAUCACGAAGUCACAAUAGUGUUGUUUUCAAGAACAUUUUACAAAGCGAAAUCUCUUGAAGAGUUUCCGCAACACAUGAAAGAGUGUCUUCAAAAAGAUUACAGGGGCAGAUUCUAUGAAGAUUUUUAUAGAGUUGCAGUUCAGAAUGAGAGGUAUGAAGACUGGUCCAAUGUCCUCCUACAGUUAAGGAGGCUCUUCACAGACUACCAGAAGAUAGUACUGCAGUACCAUGAAAGACCAAACAUGGAAAUACCGACGGCUAUCAACUCAACGGCGGCACAGGGGAAUUUUCUCGAAGUUCUCAACAUGAGCUUGAAUGUUUUCGAAAAACAUUACUUAGACAGAUGUUUCGAUCGCACUGGUCAACUGAGCGUGGUAAUCACCCCGGGAGUGGGCGUCUUCGAGGUAGACAGGGAACUGACCAACGUCACCAAACAGAGAAUCAUUGACAACGGUGUCGGCAGUGACCUCGUCUGCGUUGGAGAACAACCUCUACACGCUGUCCCCUUACUCAAAUUCCACAAUAAAGACAACAAUCUCAACUCCAUAGAUGAUUACUCUAUGCCACAUUGGAUUAACUUGUCUUUCUACUCGACAAACAAAAAAGUUGCCUAUUCUAACUUCAUACCGAGGAUAAAAUUGCCGCCAAGAAAAAGUCAAGAGCCGUUGAAAAAGAUGUACGAAGACGAUAAAGGGAAGUUGUUGAAGGAAGACGAGUAUAUGCACAAUUCAAUUUUUGAUUACGAUGCGUACGAUGCGCAAGUGUUUCAGCUGCCUCCUGCUCACAGUACAUGCGUGCAAAGAGUGGCUCGUACGAAGAAAACUUCAGUGGCUGGCCUGGAAGGGAUCAGGCGUAGUCCGCCCGCGUCGGUGCUACACUAUAGGAAAAUGUCGGACCCGGAUAUACAUCACAGCCUCGGAGACAUCUUGGCAAGCGCCACCAAAGCGGGUCUGGAGCAAAGCACGGACGCGACUGAUUCGGGCGUGUCAAGCACCAGGAUUUCUCCUAGAAGCUCGAUAUCCUCUAACAAGCCAGUGAUUAGGACCGGCCGGGCGCUCAUCAACCCGUUCGACCCUUCACAUGUUACUGUCAAACUCACGAGUAACAGGCGCCGAUGGACACAUAUUUUCCCAAAAGGUCCAACGGGUGUACUGAUUCAGCAGCAUCACUACCAGGCGCGGCCGGCGGGCGAGCCCACCUCCAGGAACGAAGAACAUCAGACCAACAAAGAGAAUGGCAGUACUAUUAUGAACAACAACCAUUCUACGUACCAAGUUGAUGGAAACACUAUCAGCAAUAGAAAGCGCAUGAUCAGCGCGUCUGGUGCUAUAAGCAUCUUGGGGGCAGCUUUGGUACCACCGUCCACUACCAAUAACGCCUCUCUGGCACUUCUUUGGGGUGCCACAGGAGAACAAGAGUGGACCCCCGCUCUUACUACAGGCGUGGAUUGGAAGUCACUGACUAUCCCGGCUUGUCUGCCCAUCACCACGGAUUACUUUCCGGACAACCGGUCCUUGCAGAACGACUAUCUGGUGUCAGAUUACAAUCUGUUACCUGAUGACGUCAAUGCGGACUUCGCUCAGAACAGAGCCAUUUAUAAGGAGCCUCUAACGACCAUGGAGGUGUUCAAAGAGUUGGUCUCGCAGAGGUUAGCUCAGGGCUUCCAACUGAUAGUGGGUGUGAACGAGAACGAUAUGAUCGAGUCUCACUGCCCGUCGACCCCUGUGCCACCAGUGUCGAAGGUGGCUCCGCAGUGCGGCAAACUGACCAACUCAGCGCCCACCAAACGAUUCCUGCUAUCCAUCGGCAGGAUAUUCCACAAGCUCACUCUAGUCGGAUCCACCAUCACUGUCACCAGAUAUAGACCCAGACACCCGUACCCUCCGUUCAAUAUCCACUAUCGCUACCGCUUCCACGCGCCCAACCACGACACGUACGAAGUGUCUUGGGUUUCCUUCACCACGGAGAAAUUGGAGAACUAUAACUGGAACUACAUGGAUCACUACAUCUGUACGCGUGGCGACACUGAUUUCGCACUUGUUGAGGCUUUGAAAUACUGGCGAUUCCGUACACUCCUGUUGCCGCUAAACAAUCCGGCUACGAAGAAAAUCGUCGAUGAUGAAAGCACACACUGCGACAUCUACCCUACUCCGACGCGGCAGGACCUAGAACACCUCACCGACGGUUUCCUUAAAAUGACUGAGCAGUACUUCAACAAAGUCAAACGGCCCAACCAAAACAAACAAAGGAUGGGGCCGUCGGCGGCGGACUCGGCGCUCACGAGGCGGAGGCACUCCACUUCGAUCCUCACUAGGAACCAGGGCGGGCCGUCGAGCUCGCCGUUCAGAGAACGCGUGGGAAGCACGCGCCUGCCGGACCGGCCCAGGCUCCGGAUCGAAGCUAUGACGGCAGCCAAGUCAAUACUGGAAAGAACACAGUCCCAAUCUGGGGAACUAGACGACGCCUAUGAAGACGGCGACACAAAACAAGAACCAAAGUUGAAAGCUAACGCGUCGCUCUCAGACAUCAUAGAGCGCAUGCGCCACCCAACGCUGGGCGUGGGCUUCCUCCAGCAAACUGUCAGUCUGCCUUCCCACGCCUUCGUCUCCAUAUUCGCCAUCCACUGGCUAGAAAUUAACAUGGAGAACAUGACAUGUGAAAAAGCUACUGCAAUUAUGGAUAAAUUGUUACAAGAGAAAAUGAUAUGCCAUGCGUCCGGCGACACGGCAAAGCGAUUUGUCGUGGGUUAUUAUAUGUACCACAUACUACCACAGAAGAAGGAUAAAGAAUUAACAGACUACGUGAAACCCCUGGGCGACCUGCAAAGCUUCGAGAACGAAUGGAUGGAGGUGGAAGUGCUGGGCCCGCGGUCUCCGCUGCCUGUCGAGACUGCCAUCGGGGCCAUAGACAUCUCAGGCUCCAGCUCCCAAAGUGACGACACCGGCGUCCCGGCCUUCCUCUGUGAUAACAUAGAUCCUCACUAUAUGCAAGGGGGGAGUGAUAGUGAUUUACCGCUAUACAAGAACACGCAUCUGGAUAUUGAUGUGAACAACAAGAGUGACCGCAUAGAGUGGGGCCACGCGCGCUACCAGGCCACCUUCAGGCCGGACCAGGCGUACGAGAUGUGCAUACAGUGGGCCGUCGCCAGCGGGAACAUUGUUGCUGAACUGAUUUUUGGAUGGGCGCGAAAGGCUCAGACUUGCAAACUACAAAUGGUGCCCAUACCAGCCGACCCGCUCGCACUACCGUUUACCUUAAAGUCUGACCCCCUAAGAGGUCCUAUCUAUGUUCCGCUGAAUGAAGAGCCUUUGUUGAAACAUAAAACAGCUUUAUUCGAAGGUUUCCCAGAAGAUACGUGGCUAGAACGGCUGUUCCUAUUCCAAGAGGCUAUAGUGGGUCGGUUCGGGUUCAUCAAAUGCACCGUGGAAAGUACGUCACACGCCGCUGGUGUAGGAGACCACCUUUACGUCCAUGUGACUGGAAACAUGUUCAUUCUCAUACCCACUACUGUCAAGACUGAGCAGAAAGCUUUGAGGACUAGACCGGCUAAUAAACCGCUCAACGCUAGCAGAUAUCCGGUCCAUUCUGAGGCGGCUCCCAGCCCGCACGAAGCCUACAUAACGCGACACGUGAGCGGGAAAAACAAGGACGACUACGAUAACAGCCGGCGGAUGGGAUUCCUUUGGUCUUGGAAUCACAUGAUCUCCAAGAAGUGGAAAUCGUCACAGAUACCGGCUACGGGAGAUGAAUCUUUCCAGAUGAGAAUGUUACGAGAUUUCAAGCAUUUCUGCGCAAAUCAGGAACAAAGACUCAGUCAGUUCUGGGACCAAUGUUGGGAGAUGAAGGAGAAAGCUAGCGGCAUCCAUUGUUGAAUUUGUUAUAAAGCCAAAUAUUAAAUGCUUAUGAAAGAAUAAAAUAAGGUAGCUUCCACAAGUUGUGAAGCUGGAGUAAAAUGGAGCCAACAUAAAUAAAGUAGAUAUCAAACAAAACAUUUUCGUUAAGUAAAUUUAUUGUGUAUAGAUAUAGAAACUACCUACCUUGUUUUAUUCUUCCAUAACUAAUUGUAUAAUAAUAAUAAACUAUUUAUAUACAUACCUUUA